Didymella exigua CBS 183.55 is the source of this 1447-nucleotide messenger RNA. RefSeq names its product glycerate dehydrogenase. NCBI's taxonomy places the organism in Eukaryota, Fungi, Ascomycota, Dothideomycetes, Pleosporales, Didymellaceae. Gene Ontology annotation, molecular function: NAD binding; oxidoreductase activity, acting on the CH-OH group of donors, NAD or NADP as acceptor. The transcript has a single exon. The record is from RefSeq and is a predicted model, not a curated record. The coding region runs from base 188 to 1339 and encodes 383 amino acids.
ACGGCAAGGUGACGUUGAGUGUGUAGAGAUGCUCGACUGUCCUUCGUGAUGAAGAAUUGAGCACGUUCAGGCGAGGUGCCGAAUCGUAUUCCCGACCGGAUAUAUCCCCUGCCAGUACUUCGUACCUACUGAACGCUCUUCUCUACACUCACUUCUUCAAUCAGCCGCACCAAUACUACAAGUCACUAUGGCAUAUGCGCGACCAAUCAAGCUCGCAGUCUUGGACGACUACCACAACAUCGCGCAGCAGCACUUCUCCCACCUACCCAGCGCGCAGGUUGAGAUCACCGUCUUCAGCGAUACACUUCCAUCAUACUCCCAUUCUAAGACCACAGAUGCCGAACGUCAAGCACUAGUGGAGCGAUUGCACCCCUUCUCAGUCCUGAGCACAAUGCGAGAACGUACACCAUUUUCAGGGGAGCUGCUGCGCCAGCUGCCUAAUCUGAAAGUAAUCUUCGCAACAGGCGGGAAGUUUGAAAGCUGGGAUCUGGCGACAAUGAAAGAGCUUGGUAUUACUAUUUGCGCUGCGCCAGGCAAAGGACGCACGGAUGGAAAGGGAAGCGGACUGUCGCCACGCUCGUUGCCGAUGAGGCAGGGUGGUGGGCACCCGACUACGCAGCAUGUAUGGGCCUUGAUCCUUGCACUGGCGAGAAACGUAGCUGCAGACGAUGCGGUCGUUAAAGGAAAGCGUGGAAACAAGGCGUGGCAAACUGGACUAGCGAUUGGGUUGCAAGGAAAGACGUUAGGCCUUGUGGGCUUGGGAAAGAUUGGGUCUCACGUCGGGAGAGUCGGUGUUCUUGCAUUUGGCAUGAGAAUCGUCUGCUGGAGUGCAAAUUUGACCCAGGAGAAGGCGGACCAGCUCGCGGCGGAGGCCGGCUUGCCAGUCACGGGAGGAGGCAUGAUUGCAGAUGACGAGAAGACGUUCAAGGUGGUCAGCAAAGAGGAGGUGUUCAGUACUGCGGAUGUGGUCUCAUUGCACUACGUGCUAAGCGAGCGAUCGAAGGGGAUUGUUGGCACCCAGGAGCUGGCAUGGAUGAAGCCGUCCGGCCUGUUGGUAAAUACGUCGCGUGGACCAUUGGUAGACGAGUCAGCUCUGCUUUACACGCUUCGCAACGGGCGCAUAGGAGGCGCGGCACUCGACGUUUUUGACAUUGAGCCGCUGCCAGCAGACAGCCCGUGGCGCAAUGAGGACUGGGAUGCGAAGGGAAAGAGCAGGGUAGUCUUGACACCACACAUGGGCUAUGUAGAAGAGGGUACGCUUAAGAUCUGGUAUGAGGAGACUGCAGAGAACUUGGAAAGAUACCUAGAAGGGAAAGAGCUGCUGAACGUGCUCCAGUGAGUUCAACGGGCCUGGCUCGCAUGGUGGAGUGGCAUCGAGUGCGCUCUACACUUUCCAGCAAUACGUAAAGACGAUUCGCUAAGAGUGAUACAUCCGGUUCUGAGUGUC